Molecule: messenger RNA, 4417 nt
Organism: Volvox carteri f. nagariensis
Lineage: Eukaryota; Viridiplantae; Chlorophyta; Chlorophyceae; Chlamydomonadales; Volvocaceae
Gene: ogd1
Product: E1 subunit of 2-oxoglutarate dehydrogenase
Exons: 18
Coding region: 104-3226 (1040 amino acids)
Biological process (GO): tricarboxylic acid cycle
Cellular component (GO): oxoglutarate dehydrogenase complex; mitochondrion
Molecular function (GO): thiamine pyrophosphate binding; oxoglutarate dehydrogenase (succinyl-transferring) activity
Source: RefSeq, a predicted model, not a curated record
CUUGUACAGAGAAAUUUCCUUGGUGCGUAUUGGUGGCAACGUCGGUUCCGCGGUCACUUGGAAGGGUUGGCGGUGAAUCGGCUGUGACACCUUCGGCACAAACAUGGCGCUAGCAGCCGCCGCCAAGCGAGCGGCGGCUGAAGGCCUACCCGGAAUUCUCUGCAUACUGCGCUUGGGCAGGCUUGGCGUGCACACGACAUCAAGCGCGUUCAAUCCUGCGGAACCCAAGCCCGUGCCGCUUGCCAAGCUUAAGGACUCAUUCAAUGAGGGAACUAGUAUUACAUAUCUCGAGGAGCUGGAAGAGCGGUACCACAGGGACCCCAGCUCAGUGGACCGCACUUGGCAGGCCUUUUUCCGCAACUUGGACCAGGGCGUAUCUGGCGAGGCCAUGGCCGAGGCGUUCGAUGCUUUCGAAAAAGGGAAAUUGCACAUGUCUCCAUUUUCUGCAGCGGCAGUCUCCAAUCAGACAGUGCAGGAGAGCAUGCGUCUCCUGCUGCUUAUUCGCGCUUACCAGGUGCUGGGGCACUUCGCAGCAGACCUCGACCCGCUGGGUAUAAGCGGCCACGCUCACCCACCGGAGCUGGAUCCAUCGUUCUGGGGCUUCAAGGAGACGGACCUGGAUAGGGAGUUUUACAUCGGCAACUGGAACCAGGCUGGUUUCCUUGCGGAGGGCCGCCCCAUGCGGACGCUUCGUGAAAUGCUCACGCGCCUGCAGGAAACCUACUGCAGUAACAUUGGAUACGAGUACAUGCACAUUCCGGAGCGCGACAAAUGUAACUGGAUCCGCGAGCGCAUCGAGACAAUUGAUAAGGUCCAAUUCACCAAGGCGCAGAAGCAGCACAUGCUGGACCGUCUGGCUUGGUCGGACAUGUUCGAGACGUUCCUGGCCAACAAGUACACGGCGGCCAAGCGCUUCGGCCUCGAGGGCGCUGAGAGCCUCAUUCCGGGCAUGAAGACCAUCAUUGACACGGCGGCGGACCUGGGUGUGCAGUCGGUGGUCAUUGGCAUGCCGCACAGAGGUCGGCUUAACGUGUUGGCCAACGUGGUGCGGAAGCCGCUGGCACAGAUCUUUAGCGAGUUCACGGGCAAGAUGCACGAGGCGCACGAGGGCGAGUACACGGGCAGCGGUGACGUCAAGUACCAUCUGGGAACCAGCUACAACCGGCCCACUGUCAACGGCAAGAUGGUGCACCUCUCCCUGGUGGCCAACCCCUCGCACCUGGAAGCCGUGAACACGGUGGUGCUCGGAAAGACCCGUGGCAAGCAGUACUACAGUGACGACCAUGAACGACUGCGCAACAUGGCCAUCCUGCUGCACGGUGAUGGUGCAUUCAGCGGCCAGGGUAUUGUGUAUGAGACUCUGGACAUGUCGGGGCUGCCGGACUACACGGUGGGCGGCACCAUCCAUCUGGUGGUCAACAACCAGGUCGCUUUUACAACCGACCCCAAGGACUCGCGCUCCUCGCCCUACUGCACCGAUGUAGCUAAGAGCCUCAACUGCCCCAUCUUCCAUGUCAACGCGGAUGACGUGGAGAGUGUCGUGCGGGUGUGCCAGCUGGCGGCGGAGUGGCGCCAGGCCUGGAAGUCAGACGUGGUGGUCGAUCUGGUGUGUUACCGCAAGCACGGCCACAAUGAGAUCGAUGAGCCCAUGUUUACUCAGCCGCUCAUGUACAAGAAGAUCAAGGCCAAGAAGCACAGCCAUGAGAUGUAUGCGGAGCGGUUGCUGGAGGAGGGCACUUUCACGAAGGAGGAGAUUCGUGCCAUCCAUGACAAGAUUCAGUCGCUGCUCAACGAGUCAUUCGAGGCGGCCAAGGACUACAAACCCCAGAAGAAGGACUGGCUGGCCAGCCACUGGCACGGUUUCAUGUCGCCGGCGCAGAUGUCGCGCAUCCGCAACACGGGCGUGCCGGCCGACCUGCUGCGAACCGUGGGUCACGCCAUCACGGCGCUGCCUGAGGACUUCAUCGCACACCGCCAGAUCCGCAAGGUGUAUGAGCAGCGCCGCUCCAUGGUCGACACAGGCGAGGGUGUGGAUUGGGCUAUGGCUGAGGCACUGGCAUUCGCGACCUUGCUGUCAGAGGGUAACCACGUGCGUCUGAGCGGCCAGGACGUGGAGCGUGGCACCUUCAGCCACCGCCACGCGGUACUGCACGACCAGAACACGGGUGGCAAGUACGUGCCGCUGAACCACGUGUUUCCCGGCCAAACGAACAACAGCUUCACAGUGUGCAACUCCUCGCUGUCGGAGUUUGGUGUGCUGGGUUUCGAGUUGGGCUACAGCAUGGAGAGCCCCAACAGCUUGGUGCUCUGGGAGGCGCAGUUUGGGGACUUUGCAAACGGCGCGCAGAUCAUCUUUGACCAGUUCCUAUCUUCUGGUGAGGCCAAGUGGCUGCGUCAAAGCGGCCUGGUGUGCCUGCUGCCCCACGGCUACGACGGCCAAGGUCCGGAGCAUAGCAGCGCCCGCCUCGAGCGCUUCCUGCAGAUGUGCGACGAGAACCCGUACGACAUGCCGCACCACGAUGAGGCGCAGUGGUUCACGGGCGGCCACCUGGGCACGCAGAUCCAGCGUGCCAACUGGCAGGUCGUCAACUGCACCACGCCCGCAAACUACUUCCACGUGCUGCGGCGCCAGGUGCAUCGUCAGUUCCGCAAGCCGCUCAUCGUGAUGAGCCCCAAGAACCUGCUGCGCCACCCCAUGUGCAAGUCGCCACUACGUGAAUUUGACGACCAGCCGGAUGAUGCCAACAUUGUGGGCGUGCGAUUUAAGCGCGUCAUCAUGGACGAUACGGGUCUCUUGCCCAAGGACCGUGGUCCACGGCCUCCCCAGGAACCCGACGUGAAGCGCGUCGUGUUCUGCUCAGGCAAGGUCUUCUACGACCUGCACGCGGAACGCGAGAAGCAGGGCAAGGAGGGCGUGGUCGCUAUUGUUCGUGUGGAGCAACUGGCGCCUUUCCCCUUCGACCUCGUUUGCCGUGAGAUCCGGCGCUACCCCAAUGCGCAGCUGCUGUGGUGCCAGGAGGAGCCUAUGAACAUGGGUGCCUAUCUCCACGUGCAGCCGCGCUUCGAUACGUGCCUGCGGGAGGAGGGCAAGCCUAUGCUGGGCAGGAUGCCAUAUGCUGGUCGCCCGCCCAUGGCGGCCACGGCUACGGGCUUUGGCGAUGUGCACGCCCGGGAGCAGGCCAAACUCAUCAAAGAUGCGCUCGACGUGAACUACUGUUACCCUUGAACGACCUGUAGCGCGGGAAUGGGCGAGCGGUGGACGGCCAAAGGUCUCGAACAUCUGUUCCCGCAAAAGACCUAAGGCAGCAGCCGCACUGUUAAGAGUGAUGUGUACGUGCUCCAAAGAUGCAGUGCCCGCGGUUUGCCGGGGCGGCAUUGUACGAGGCGAAGUUGCGAAGCGGGACGGCACCAGGCCUUUGGCAGUGCCUCUCUUCGCAAGCCAGCAAAUGUGUUGUUCCGUUGCAACCUUCCGUCCUGGGCGUCAAAAGGGGCGUUGUCACUUGUCGCCAGCGAGCUGGUCACUGAUUUGGCCGAAUGUCUUCGUCAGCGGAUUUGAGUAACUACGACAGCUGCUGGCUGCAAUGUGCAGAAGUCAGCAUGGUUGAGUGGGCGGUGUGUGUUUCCGCCUGGGAAUACCCGCAGAUGUCGCCCGCUUAGACGGUGAUGUCGUGCCAUGGUGAAAGCAUGUGUUUCCUCGUGUGACAUUAGACAGUGUGCUAGUUUCUGGCUCAAACGGCUUUUACUUUGGCGACGUGCUUCCUGCAUGGUCUUUCUGUACGCCGACGCUGCCGCGCGCCUCCUCUUCGCGCGCGAGCGCACUGGUGCCCUUGGUAGACAGGGCAUGCGGCAGCUGCGUUCCAGGCUUACCGUACCCAUCUGCUGUCUUUGUUAUAGUGCGUUUAUGGUAGAUGAAAAGUGCAGGUGUGUGCAGGCGUGGUCAUGUCCUCCCGAGUGCAUUGACACAUGCAGUCGCACAACACAUUCUUUCGUUAGGCAAACUGUUUGUCAACGGCAUGUUGGUAUGCCGUAACGUCGCAUCGACAAGCGUUAUCCAGCCCCCUCCAUCUAGCUGCACACGUGGUCUUGACGCUCCGAAUAUUGCGCGUGGGAGGCGGGAAACGGAGGAACGGGGGAGGCAGGUAUUCAAAGUCUCGCAUAUUGUGGGAUGGAUGCCUGGAGGGACAGGGAGACAGAUUGUCGAUCCUGGUUGCGGUGAUCCUCUUGACUUAAUCGCCAUGAUCCACACAGAGGCUGUGUACAGGUAAUUAAGAGAGCUGAAGGUGCUGCCACAACGAAUCCAGUGUACUAACCCUGGAAGAACCGUUGAGGGGAUCACAGUACUGCCAACGAAUUGUGCUGCUAUUAUUUCAGGAAGUCAUAACGAAGGCGUUAACUAUGGAUGUAUAUUUUGCUGAUC